AGAGAGGAACUCACUAGAAAAAUAUAGGUCAACCUCAUUAUACAAAAAAAGCAGGAUUUAUUGCAGUUUAAAUUAAAUUUAAAAAACGCAUAAGAAUAAAUAUAUAUUUAUAUAUCCUUUUUUAAAAAACAAAAUAAGGUCUUUAAAAAAAUUAAUGAGAGAAAAAAAUGUAAACAUAAAACAGAUCUAGUGAGGACAACGCCUGCUGGGCUGGCUGAGGAAGGCUUUGGGGGUUUCACUGCUGCUGCAAUAUCUUGCUCCCUGUGUGGAGUCGGAACUCGGGGGUGUGAAUGAGCUGAGACUCACGGCUGGUUGGAGAGCUGGUGACAAACAGUCCGGAUUUGUCCCUCAAAACGCCCAGCCAUAACCGGACGGACACUCACUCAAACAAGCUCAAAUUCCUCAGCAGCGUUUAUCCUCGAAAGUAACGGGAGCCCCUACCGUUUCGAGAGAGAUCGGGAAGUGGCCAAAAACAAUGGACACAGAGAGCGCGGUUCAUCGCUGAGUGUUCGCGGAACGGGACUGAUGUUUUGCGAAGACUCGCUGCUGCACGGAGCGGGCCGUGGAGCCACAAAGCGAGGAGAAUGACAGCAGAAGUCAAAGAGACGGUGCGCCACAAAGGAGGGCAAAGCAGGACGCGUGUGUGCAGAGAAGCAGUGCCCUAGAUCUGUAUAACAUCUGAGUUGCUCUGUCAUUCAGGCUCCUUUCAUGCUGUUUACGGGCAGCAGUGUCCUCAACCCGCACCUGGAAAAACAAAGAGAAUGCGUUCAGUGGCAGCACAUCCCCAUGCGUAAAUGGAGACGCAUCUGUGCGUAUUCGCCGUACUUUUUCAUUAUGCGUACAAUAAAUUAUGUUUGUUUUGUCACUAACUCAUGACCUGUCCCAUGACCACACGGGUAUAGAUGCAUAAUAGACUUCCUCAUACUUCAUAUCUGCCAUGAGUGAUGGCGAUGUCUGCAGAAUCUGACAGUACCGGUGCGCAGAGCAGCACUCAUGAAAAAAGCUUCAGCGCACCGGAUCGCAAUGGUUAUGUGAAAACAUGUGUCAUUCCACUGUGCCGUGACCGAGACUACGAGUCGUGGGUGAGGCUAAUGUUCACAAAAAUAUGGAGUUCCCAGAGACUCCGGAGUGCGGUGUGUGUGGGGUCGCUUUCAGUUUUUCUCGCUCUGUUGGUCAAAUGUGCAGACUGGAAAGCUGAAGCCAGCGGCGGCAGCAGCAGCAGCGCUGACAACAGACUCUUGCAUUCAUCGUCUCCCCUUCAGUUCGUUACAGGCUGCGCGGUGGAGCUGUUGCAAACUUGCUGGAGUGUGGUUUCGCCAUUGUUCACCCUCGUAUGUGCCUUCUUUUGGGUCGGUGUGUACUUAAUCCGCUGUGGGGUUCUAAUCCAGACCGCCCUGUCCCUCCUAACCGUGUGCCACCUGGGCGAAGCGGCGGCGUGGUCUCUCCUGGACGGGACAGAUGAGCAGCUGUUUUCAUUCACGACAGCGACCGUGGUCGUGCUCGUCUGCGUGGCCACCGGCGCACUCAUGGUAGCGCGGCUGAAUCAGGGCAUAUCUGUGAUCGUUUUCAUCAGCAUUAUCAGGACUAUUUCACUCUUCUCACUCCACAAAGUAAGGGCCACUUGGAGACCGUACGUAGCGUACCUGGUUGGAGUGCUGGGCAUCCUGCUGGCGAGGUAUGCUGACAAGCUCCUUCCCAACCAAGGGAGACACAAGGAGGGCUGCACCCCCGUGACUGGAGCCAGGGAAGAGAUCCCUGUAUUUAAAAGGCGCAGGAGGUCCAGUUCUGUGAUAGCGUCAGACAUGGCACACAGUCAGUCCAACAGUAAGUCACAUCGCCGGACCUCUCUGCCAUGCAUCCAGAGGGACCAGAUGCUCCCCCGCUCAGAUUGGGACCACAAGAGAGGCUCCCGAGGAUCACAGUCAUCAGGCACCACUGUCAUGGUGGACAUAGCAGUGAUGGGAGAAGCUCACGGACUAAUCACAGACCUGCUGGCUGACCCCUCUUUGCCCCCCAACACCUGCACCUCACUGCGGGCUGUCAGCAACCUGCUAACCACCCAGCUCACCUUCCAGCCACUGCACCGGCCACGCCCUGCUCCCCUGCUUAACCCCAGUGAUGCCUACACCUGCUCUGACUCAGAGGAGGGACCUGAGAAAGGAGAGAAGACAUCCAUCCACAAGCGUCUGAGGCGGAGUCUCCACCCUGGUCUUCUGAGGAGGAUCUCCUCCACAUGGACCACCACCACCUCUGCCACAGGCCUGCCCACCAUAGAGCCUGGGCCUGUACGAAGGGACCGUAGCGCCAGCAUCAAACCCUACCAUGAAACACUCACCUGCAGCUGUGGGAGACCAUACAUCAGACUGAGCCAUGGGGAGGGCUCAAUAGACAAGGGAGACAGGAUACCACGGUCAGCAGAGGACCAAGUGGUCGUGUCAUCAGACUACGACAGCACCCACGAAGCCAACCACAGUGACAGCAGUGAUGUAGCACAUACAGAGGAGGACACAGAGGAAGGAAAAAACGCCUCCCAGAAUGUCAUCCUCCACCCACUAAUACCUCCUGAGGACAAACCAAUUCUGGCUCCAGAGCCGUUAAUAAUGGAGGACUUAGAGCCUCUGAUGAGUCAACUAAACAAUUGGAACUUCCCCAUCUUCAGCUUGAUGGAGAAGACCAAUGGGAAAUGUGGACGGAUCCUCAGUCAGGUCUCCUACAGGCUCUUUGAAGACACUGGCCUGUUUGAGACCUUUAAGAUCCCUGUAAAAGAAUUCAUGAACUACUUCCAUGCCCUUGAGAAUGGUUACAGAGACAUACCAUAUCACAACAGGGUCCAUGCCACAGAUGUGCUUCAUGCAGUCUGGUACCUCACCACGCAGGCUGUGCCUGGUCUACCCAGUCUCAUUACUGAUCAUGGUUCUGCCAGUGACUCAGACUCCGACAGCGGAAUAACACACAGUCAUAUGGGCUUCCUGGUUUCAAAGACCUACACUGUGUCAGAAGAUGGUUACGGCUGCCUGUCAGGCCUCAUACCUGCUCUGGAGCUCAUGGCCCUUUAUGUGGCCGCCGCAAUGCAUGACUACGACCACCCCGGUCGGACCAACGCUUUCCUUGUGGCCACCAGUGCCCCACAGGCAGUGCUCUACAAUGAUCGAUCCGUUCUAGAAAACCACCAUGCUGCCUCAGCUUGGAACCUCUUCUUGUCACGGCCAGAGUACAACUUCCUCGUCAACCUGGACCAUGUGGAGUUCAAGCGUUUCCGUUUCCUGGUCAUUGAGGCCAUACUGGCCACUGAUCUGAAGAAGCACUUUGACUUCCUAGCGGAGUUCAAUGCCAAGGUGGGUGAUGAUCCGUCUACAGGUAUCGACUGGUCCAACGAGAAUGACAGGCUGCUGGUCUGCCAGAUGUGCAUUAAGCUGGCUGACAUCAAUGGGCCUCUGAAGUGCAAGGACCUGCAUCUGCAGUGGACAGAGGGCAUUGUCAACGAGUUCUAUGAACAGGGCGAUGAGGAGUCCAGCCUGGGUCUUCCUAUCAGUCCCUUCAUGGACCGAGCGGCACCACAGCUGGCCAAACUCCAGGAGUCAUUCAUCACACAUAUCGUGGGACCGCUUUGCAACUCCUACGACUCAGCCUGCCUCAUGCCUGGACGAUGGGUGGAGCCCAACCCAGAGGCAGAGGAGCCAGAGAUCACAGAGAAUGAGGAGGAGGAGGAGGAGGAUACUGCAGAAGAGGACACGUCCACCAGCUCAGAAGCAUCACAGAAAGGAGCUCCUAAGAAGAGGAGGAAAGUUUUCUGUCAGAUCACCCAGCACCUGCUGGAGAACCACGAGAUGUGGAAGAAGGUGAUCGCAGACGAGGCCCAGAAACAGGGCCAAGGAGCAGAGUCUGUCCAUUUAAACAAUGUAGCUGAGCCUAUUCUGGCUAUCCACGAGGAAGAGGAGGAGCCAGGCAGCAGAGAGGAGCUGGUAGAAGGAGAGGAUCCAGAGGAAGGAGUGGAGGAACCAGAGUGGCCUGUGUCUCCACAGGAAGACUCUAAACCUCCAGAGGAACUAGAGGAGGGGGACCCACAGUGAAACAGCCCAUGGGAAAUAUGGCGUCAGUCAGGGCAAGGACAUGAAAAAGUAUUUCUUUGUUUCUUAUCCUAUCAACUGACUCCUGUUUUUGCCAGCACAUCACUUAGACACAACACUGUAGAUGUUUGGGAAAUGUGUGCCUAUACAGAAAAAAACAGGGUGGGAAAAUUUGUGCUUUACACAUUUUAUCUGAAUAUCUGGUUUCACCAAACAUUUAAAGGAGCUUUCCAUAUUGCAAUACGGGAUUAUUCGUGUACUUUGGGAUACAGACUCUUUUGCUACUGUCAAGAGAAGAGGAAGACUGGUUGCACAGACCUCAACCCAUUGUGGUAACACAGGACUGCAGAAAUUUGCUGCCAAUUUAUACAUAAUUAUUUUCAGAAUGCAAUUAUAUAUAAACAUCACAGUUACUUGUACUUGUGUUUCAAUUUUAGCAAGAGUUUUUGAGGUCUCAUAUGGGCCAUAAUUUUUUUUUCUAUAUAUGGAUUAUAAAGGGAGCAAAUGAGGAACAUUGGCAUAUCUUUCUUCCUUUCAACCUCUGCCAAAAUAAAUGCAUCACUCACCCAUGGGCUUUAGCAUAAAAACACAUAUAUUUAUACAUUUUGUGUUUUCCAUUUGUUGCCAAAUUAAGUACGUUAUACCAUUCAUUGUAACCAUUUUAGUUUAAGGAGGAAGACUUGAGGCUCUUCACACUAUGUAUGUGUGUGCGUGGGUGUGUGGGUCUGUGUUUAAACUAAUGCGCUCAUAUGCACAAUUCUUCUGCAUAGAUAAAGUCAGCAGAUUACCUCCUAAUUGUGCCAUCUCUUCUACAACCCCAAGGUAAAUAUAGCAGUCACUGAAGGCUUCAGUGUCCCGUAUGUUGUAGUCUAAACGUCUGCAUUGACAAAACAACAGUGGGUUGUUGGAAAUGAAUCUGUGCUGAAAAACGACAGGUAAAGGGAGAACACAGGGUGUACAGUAACACUACUAGAGUGUUAGGAAAUACAGUAAAAGGGAGAAAUACGGAAGCAGGUAAAAUAAUAAAAAAAAUAUAUUAUAUAGAUCCAACUUAAUCUAUUAAAUAUAAAUCCCCUAAAUAGAUUACACAUUUAAUCUAUUUUCUUGCUUUCUUGUGUUGAACAUAACCAUAGGUGGACUAACCAAUACAGUUUCCUUUUGUCUUUUCUAUACAUUUUUGACUCUCAGACUAUGUAUUUGGGGUCCAUGUGCUGUAUUAUACUCUGUACUUACUGGUUCUUAUCAUGUAAACACCUGAAAUGAUGCUUGAUGACCUUCAACCCUCAGGAAACCCUCAACUGUUGAAAUUCAAUGUAGACAUCUGUAUCACCUAUGACGACAGUAAGUUAAAAACAUGCAGGAAAUGUGCAGUAGCUAUAGAAUAUGUUCAUGAAAUGCUAAAGAACAAAGCUGAACUUUAUGUCACCACCCCCCACCCCCAUCCCCCACCCUUUUCCGCUUUGACUGUUAUAACAUCUUUGUAGAUAAAUUCAGUUAAUCUGUCUGUAAUUCCUCAGGGAGAUAUUCAUUCUCUCAGAGUUAUGAGCAGACAGGACUUCAGAGCACACUGCAUGGUGAUGAUAUACGAGGGAAAUUAUUCUGGUGAAAUGUUUUUUCAUGUAAGGAAAAUGUAGUUUGAAAGGUUGAUAAAAGGGUAGACUGUGCUGUAGUAUCAACAUCAGCCCGUUGUAUGUCAGGUGAAUCAGGUAAAUCAGGUCUCUGAAGUUAACUCCUAUAGCUGUUUGAUGCUGGUAGAAAAGAUUGUUCUAUCUUUAGUGAAACAGAUAUACAGUGGAUAUCCAUGGAAAAGUUAUCAAUAGUUGGCCAAUAUAACAGUGAUGGUGGGGUCUUUUAUCAGUUUUACACUUUGAAAUGUAAAAGUUGUUAUUUGGGAUCACCCACAGCACAAUGUUUUGUUGCUCAUGCUCAGUCCAUAUGAAUUUUGCCCCGCAAUAGCUCUGAAGUUGUGUGUACCAUCACUUUUUAUGGUGGAAAGUAACUGCAUUAGUAACACAAUGUGAUUAUAUUCAGACAUUGUCACAUUGUUUAUCUAUAAUGCACACUGAGUCAUUGUUUUCUUAUUGCUGCAUAAUCACUCAAUCAGAAAAUUGAAGGUUCGUUUUAGUCACCUCAGACAUUUAACUGUUGAAAUCAAUUAUACUAAAGCAUAGAGAGACUGCUUUCUAAGAAUUUCCAAAGAAUUUAUAAAAUGUGAUCUCCUCAUGUGAUGAGAGUAAAUGUGACUUGAUCUGCACAACACGAUAAUUGUGUGAAGGCCAGAACAUGAUGCAUGACAUCUGUAAAAUGUUCCAGUCACAUGAUAGCCCCUACUCUCAUCUGAGACAGAGGUAAACCAGUUCCAUAUCCAGCUGCACAGAGGCAGUCAAGUAGGAUGCAGAAUGUCUCAGAUGAAUAUCCCACUUUCCUUUAAUAAUUCACAUUUACAUAGAAAAAGUGUAUGAGAGACCAGUAGAUCAUGAGUUUAAUUAAAGUUGGCGAGUCAAGUUACUGUCACAUACAAGUGCAGUGAGGCAAUAUGUAAUGAAUUAUCCACUGGUAAUCUUGUUCUCAUGACCUACAUUCAUAUCUGAAUCCCUUAUGGGUUGGUAUCUCAUAUUGUGCCACUGUUUUCUUCCAUAAUCUUAUUUUUUCAAACUGAUCUUUAAAAAAAAGCAGAACAACACAUGACAACCCAUAGAUAGCAUAUGACAGAGUCUGCCUGUGAUUGAAGUUACGUUGUUGGAUACAGGUGUAGUCUUUGUAUCCUUGCAGAUCCUGCAUUUACAUACCCUGUAACCACACAAUGUUCCCUGUCUGUGGUGAAUAGCACACUACAUCCAUAAUGACCUGUUUACUGCUGCCCUCACUCUGCUACAGUCUGUGUUAGAGGGGGAGGUAAUUGGUUGACCCUGUUUACAAAGGCAUUAGACAGAGAAUAAUUUACCCCAAACCCUAUAUCAAGACCAGAAUUGUCAGAAGCCACUGAAUCAGAACAACCUUUUUUUUGGCCUCUAAUGAUCAUGUGUUGCCUCACCCAUUGUAUCCUAUAUACAACAUGCCUGCUGUUUUCCAUAUGUUGUCUGCACUUCCCUAAUGAGCUAUAAUCAUCAUUAUGAACACAAUGGAUCCAUUUUCCUCAGCUUUUGAAAAACCUUAUAAGAUAUCAUCAACUGGAUUUAACACCUCUCUUCUAUAGUGGCCCAGAAUUAGAAAAAAAACAAAAACUUUUCUUUGUAUAAUUCAUUGGGAUAAUGUAAUGUCCACUUCUAGUUUCCAUCUCAGCUACUCAGCUUUGUGAAUGUAUAUGUACAGUGUGUGUGAUAGAGAGAGAGAAAGAGAGUGUGUGUCUGUGUCUAUUUGAAUUCUUCCAUUGGCCUCUCUAAUGUGACUGUCCUUCAUUUGACUAAUUGUACUGUUGAGAAGAGGGAGAUGCUGCUUCAGUUCACAAUUAGAGAUGGUGAUGCAGUUAGUAGUUUAUCAAUUCUUAUCAGAUACUAUGCCCUGAAAUGAAAUUGUUAUUCACAGAAGGCCCUAUAGCACAUUUCUCCUUGCGCUUCCUCUUUGAUCUACGUACUGCUCAGCCUGCAGAUCUGAGAUCCUCACAGGCAACAGUAGUAGAGCAUUCAUCACAAAACAUCUCUCAUAAUUCAAAGGUGAUGGCAUCCUGUCCACUGUAUUAAUUUGUUGAUGAUCACUUUUUUUUUUUUUUUUUUUUUUGGAUGAUGCAUGCAUUUUGCCCCCAGUCACAUCAGUCUCAAUUCAAUACUUGCAUUUGAGCUGAUGCAAUAUAUACGUUUUGAUAGUGUAUUUUUAUGUCUUAAUUGGUUUAUUUGAUUGUCAUACUUAUUCACACGUGUAGCAUAAUUGUAACCAUGGGAACCAAACAAGCUUUACAAUUAUGUAAACAAAAAUGAGAUGAGUAUUUUUAUAUAGUUGACACAUGAUUAAAUAAUUAAUUGCUUUCUUCUCACUAGUUCCUUGCACUUACCACAUGUACUAAUACUUACACAAGGAAGAAUAUGUCCAAAUACACAGUAUUUGUGAAAGUAAAAUAAUUAAUUUCCUUGCAGGUUGAUGCUCCAUUUUGUACAAUACACAUAUAUGCUGUACAGUAAAGAAAUUUUAAAACUACAAAAACUCUUUUAGAUAUACAUUAUUUAUUUUUACCAUUUUGUAAUUUAGACACUAUACUGUAGCUGCAAUAUUGCCAGACUUACUGGAAGUGCCUAUAUUGGUAUUAUGUAUCAUACAGUGAAUAUAUUUGAAGAUCAUUAGAAGUUGUCACAAACUGAACCAUGUGGAUGUUGUAAUGUGAAUACAUUGAAUUACAAGACUAUAAUUUCUGUGGUA
Molecule: messenger RNA, 8417 nt
Organism: Lates calcarifer (barramundi perch)
Lineage: Eukaryota; Metazoa; Chordata; Actinopteri; Centropomidae
Product: cGMP-inhibited 3',5'-cyclic phosphodiesterase 3A
Exons: 14
Coding region: 945-4070 (1041 amino acids)
Biological process (GO): positive regulation of oocyte development; oocyte maturation
Cellular component (GO): cytosol
Molecular function (GO): 3',5'-cyclic-AMP phosphodiesterase activity
Source: RefSeq, a predicted model, not a curated record